AUGCUCGAGUUUCGAACACAGGGCUUCAACGGCUACUCGGUCAAAUACAGCCCAUUCUUUGAUUCCCGUAUCGCAGUCGCAACCUCUGCCAACUUCGGGCUCGUCGGAAACGGACGACUGUACAUACUAGGUCUUACAGCAAAUGGCAUAGUAGCCGAGAAGUGGUUCGACACCCAAGAUUCCCUCUUCGACAGCACCUGGUCCGAAUCCCACGAGAACCAGCUCCUGACUGCCUGCGGCGACGGCUCCGUAAAACUCUUCGACAUCAAUGUGCCCACGUACCCUAUCGCCUCGUGGCAAGAGCACGCCCGCGAAGUCUUCGCCGUGCAUUGGAACCUCGUGGCCAAAGACACAUUCCUCUCCUCCUCCUGGGACGGCUGCAUCAAGAUCUGGAACCCCAACUCAGACGCGAGCAUCACGACCCUACCAACACAUUCCUGCACCUACUCCGCAUCUUUCAGUCCGCACAACGCCAGUGUGUUGAGUAGCGUAUCGUCAGACAGCCACCUCCGCGUCUUCGAUUUGCGCACACCAGCGAGUGCGUCCAACCACCUAACCAUGAACGUCCCGAUACACCAACCGCCCAAGGCGCGCAUGGGCCAAGCAGCCAGUGUUGGAAUCGCGCCCGCAGAGGCCUUGACACACGACUGGAAUAAAUACCGCGAUACCAUUGUUGCAACAGCCGGUGUGGACCGUGUGAUACGUACUUUUGAUAUUAGAAUGCCGCAGGCUGGACCCGUUGCUGUUCUUCCAGGGCACGAAUAUGCGGUAAGGAAGUUGAGCUGGAGUCCGCAUUUAUCUGAUAUUCUACUAUCUGCGAGCUACGACAUGACGUGUCGGGUGUGGACAGAUGGCAGUGCCAUGGGUGUAGGGUCUGUGAAGCAGGAGAAUAUGCUGGAGGACCCGAUGUUUUAUGGCGGAGGGAGGGAGAUGGGGAGGAUGGGGAGGCAUACAGAGUUUGUGACGGGUGUGGAUUGGUGUCUGUUCGGGGCGGAAGGGUGGUGCGCCAGUACGGGAUGGGAUGAAAGGGUUCUGGUGUGGGAUGCGAGGGCUGUUAUGCAAUGA
Molecule: messenger RNA, 1065 nt
Organism: Alternaria alternata
Lineage: Eukaryota; Fungi; Ascomycota; Dothideomycetes; Pleosporales; Pleosporaceae
Product: peroxisomal targeting signal 2 receptor
Exons: 2
Coding region: 1-1065 (354 amino acids)
Biological process (GO): protein import into peroxisome matrix
Cellular component (GO): cytosol; peroxisomal matrix
Molecular function (GO): protein binding
Source: RefSeq, a predicted model, not a curated record